AUGGUGUGCUUUGACGUGGUUUCAUUAUUCACGUCCAUCCCACCGGACCUGGCACGCGACGUUUUUCGCAAUCGACUCGAAGAGAAUCACGACGAAACGAACAGACCCCUAAAAAUCGACAACUUACUGCAACUGUUUGCUUUCUGCCAACAAACCUUCUUCACCUUCAAUGGCAGAGCAUACGAGCAGAUCAAAGGAAUGCCGAUGGGUUCGCCAAUAUCCAGCCUGGUUGCAGAACUGGUCCUGCAGGUACUGGAAAAAGUCGCCUUCGACCACUAUGAACCUGCAUUUUGGCUCCGGUACGUGGACGACACGUUCGUCAUAAUUGAAAGGAGCAGACUGGCCGACUUCCAAGACCUGCUCAACGGCAUCUUCCCAGACAUUCAGUUCACAAGGGAAGAAGAGCAUGCCGAACAGCUGCCUUUCCUUGACGUUCUCGUCACACGCACACCCAACGGCGAACUCAACACCACGGUGUACAGAAAGGCGACUAACACGACUCAGAUUCUCAACUACCACAGUAACCACCCAAUGGCGCAUAAACGCAACUGUGUAAGGACACUCUUCCAAAGGGCAAAAUGCACUGCAGGGAACCCGAGGGACGAGUACGAGAACUUCGGCAUCUUCGGGACCAACUGGCAAGGAAUGGAUACCCGAACAGCUUCGCCAGCCACUGUCUCCGCACGCGCCCACGGCGAACAAACGGAGGAGAGCCGCCAACACUCUGGCACCCUCUACCAUAUAUAA
Messenger RNA from Spirometra erinaceieuropaei, 747 nucleotides. Lineage: Eukaryota; Metazoa; Platyhelminthes; Cestoda; Diphyllobothriidea; Diphyllobothriidae. The record is from the annotation of a GenBank genome assembly.